CGUUCUCAGUGUAACAUUGGUUAUGGCGGUAUGUGACUUAGGCAUCACUUAAUUUAGGUCUUACCUUAGUACGUGUAGAAUUACGAGAAGUAAAGCAUUUCGCGUGACCAUAUUUUUGUCAUAUGCGAGAGCCCAUACAUUUGCCCCAAGGCAGGAAGUAAAACCGCUAAAUGAAUAAUUUUGGUUUGGUAACGGUGUAGUCUAAAUCUCAAGAAAUUUGCAGAAACCCGUUUAGAAAGGUAAACAUCGUGGAAAUUAAAAUGCUUAUUUCUUACGAUAUUGAUACAACGUGACAACUGUGGUUUCAGUAGACUACGGCCUGGCCUCAGAAAAAUGGUGGGAAUGAGAGUGAUAAAGAGUGCUGCCGCCCUACUGAGCGUCCUGGUUCCCACGGCCUCCAUGACGGACCUGUUUGUGUACGGGACCCUGAAGAGGGGCCAGCCCAAUUACUUCCGGAUGACGGACGCGGGUAACGGGCGGGCGGAGUACCUCGGAACGGCGCGCACCGUGGAGCGCCUCCCGCUGGUCAUCGCGGGGAAGUACAACAUCCCGUUCCUCCUCAACGUGCCCGGGACAGGCCAGCGCGUGCGGGGGGAGGUGUACCGCGUGGACGCCGCCAUGCUGGCCUUCCUGGACAAGUUCGAGAGCUGUCCCGCCAUGUACCAGCGCACCCCCGCCCGGCUGGAGGUGGAGGAGUGGGCGGGGGAGGGCGGCCCGUCGCCGGGCAGCGUGGUGGAGGCCUUCGUCUACAGCACCACCACCUACCAGCCCGAGUGGCUCACGCUGCCCACCCACGAGAGCUACGACCACGCCGGAGACCACGGACUGAGCUACGUCAGCCGCGAAUAUCGAGACUGAAGCGCCGCACACAGGAUCCACACACAGGGUCCGCACACACGGGUCCUCACAUGGGGGUCUGCACACAGGGGUCCGCACACAGGGUCCGCACACACAGGUCUGCACAAGCAUUCCUCCUCCUCCCCCCAGAUUCGACCGUAAUCCUUUCCUCUACCUGCACUUGUUGUACGUCGCUCUGGAUAAGAGCAUCUGCUAAAUGCCUGUAAUGUAAUGUAAUGUAAUGAUUUUUUAGCCAGUGGGGUGAAGCGACCGUUGACUGUAGCGUAGCACUUCGUGGAGAAAGAAAAACAGGACUCAGGGUGUAGAGAGCACAGCAACUCCAGCUUUUUUGCACAAAAUGUGGUGGGUGGGGCUUAGAUUUAACAAUAUAAUCAUUUAAAAAAGAGAACCAAUGUAAUUUAUCAAACAGAGACACGACACUCAGCUUUAGACCUUAAAAAAGUGAUUUUGUGUUUAUCACCACUUUAAAUGAAUAAUAACAGUACUGUAAUUGUAAUGAGCUAUCCAAUGCAGUUAUAUUCUUAGGCAAAUAUGUGCAGGAAAUGACUAUUAAAUCUAUUAAAUGGGA
Molecule: messenger RNA, 1426 nt
Organism: Anguilla rostrata (American eel)
Lineage: Eukaryota; Metazoa; Chordata; Actinopteri; Anguilliformes; Anguillidae
Product: gamma-glutamylaminecyclotransferase-like
Exons: 3
Coding region: 334-858 (174 amino acids)
Cellular component (GO): cytosol
Molecular function (GO): gamma-glutamylaminecyclotransferase activity
Source: RefSeq, a predicted model, not a curated record